Schistocerca gregaria is the source of this 919-nucleotide messenger RNA. Its product is annotated as transmembrane protein 138. Lineage: Eukaryota; Metazoa; Arthropoda; Insecta; Orthoptera; Acrididae. The record is from RefSeq and is a predicted model, not a curated record. Gene Ontology annotation, cellular component: cilium. The coding region runs from base 342 to 818 and encodes 158 amino acids. The transcript has 4 exons.
GUUGGAUAUACUGGCUUCUAUUGACCCUAUGUCGGUUCUCUUCAGUGCUUGUUUUACAUGAGCGUUGUUGUUAGGUUUUCAAGAUCUAUACUUUUUACCCCCUGAAAAGUUGUCCACUUGUGUCUUCAAUACUUUGAGGUGAUCUCGACUGUGAACGUUUCAUUUUGUCUUUGCAUAUUCGCUUACACAAGUGUUGUCAUGGCAACGCGUCGUGGCUGCCAUGAACUGCAGCGGCAGCGAAAUGCAUGAAAUUGGAAGAGAAUUGCAAUGUUCUCUAUUGAUUUUUAUUUUCAGAACUAUUAAUAUGCUACAGUUAUUGCAAAUAGAAAUUCAUUACUGAGAUGAUAACUUUAAGUCGCUAUGGUUUUAUGGUGUUUAUACAACUCUUCCUUCUAGCGAUAGAUCUUUGUAUCAAUACCUUUUCAGACUUUGCGUACAAUGAUGCAGUAACCUUGUUGAUAUUGUUCAUAAUCCAGGACGUUCUUCUAGUAUUUGGCGCUAUUACCUUCUUCUUGAGUCUGUUUUCCACAUUUGUCUUCCAGGCUGGCUUUCUGGGAUCCUUAUUCCGCCAGUUUCGUGCUACAGUUUUUAUAUGCGCUACUUACGUUACACUUACGGUAUCAUACCAUAUUUUAGUCGUCAGGUUUCGCUGGCAGCAUAUGUGGAGUCUUCAGUUCCCCAACUGCAUACUGGCGCUUUAUGUGUGUCAGCGAAUUUUGGCUGUAUUUUACUAUUACUUCUACAAGAGAACAGUGUUACGAUUAAGUGACCCACGUUUUUAUGAAGAUUUUGAUGUUUCACUAUAUGAGAAACAGUGAGAAAUUCUUAAUUAAGAUGCUUGUUACAGUUAUAAACAUAAGAUAUUCAGUGGAGUUGUUGUAAGUCUUCAAUGAUAAUAAAUUUUGAAUGUUACUGUGAA